Messenger RNA from Diaporthe amygdali, 1752 nucleotides. RefSeq lists its product as uncharacterized. Lineage: Eukaryota; Fungi; Ascomycota; Sordariomycetes; Diaporthales; Diaporthaceae. The record is from RefSeq and is a predicted model, not a curated record. The coding region runs from base 1 to 1752 and encodes 583 amino acids. The transcript is spliced from 2 exons.
AUGGCUGUUAAUAUCACCAUUGAGGUCGACUACUAUCGUCCUGUCUACCUUGAUGGCUCCAGCACCGUCUUGUUGCAGUCUCCUGUCUCCCCUGAGCGCCAGCCCAGUAAUGAAAUCCUCGUCCGCCAGGACCAGGGGCAGUACAAAAAUGAAGUCACCUUCAAACCAGCGGCCCAAGUUAACAGACUCAGCAGCGGUUCUGGCAGCACAUACGCCCACGGGGUCAUCAUCCAGUCCCACGCGGAUCAAGGCUACCGCAAGGGGGAUCGAGUGUGGCUGACGGAGACGGCCUGCGAGGACAAAAACGAGUCUAUACAGGAUCAGAAGGACAUCAUUGCUGUGAACCUCCGAACAUGGGAACCUAUCACCGUGGCACUCGACGACGUGUGUUGGAUCCCAAAGUUCCGCAAAAUCGACUGCGGAGAGGACGAGGAGGAGCUCUUGACCAUCUCCGGACCUCCGGUGAGAAAACACGAUAGGAAAAUAUACCUUCUAGCCAUAGUUCAACGGUUGCGUGUCAGGAAUGGUAUCACUAGGAUAGACAAGGUCGAAGUUAGGGAGAUUGUGGAGCAGGCGUCCUUUAAGUACCAAAACUUGACAGCCCUUCCCGAUGGAAAGCGGAGGACGAACGACCUCUUCCACCGCAGUCUUGCAGCAAUUGCCCCUGCCUUUUUCGAGGCAGGUCUUCAAGGGCUGAUCGCAAACCCGUGGAGCACAGGCAUGCCACACACCGGGAGAGGCCCUGGCCAGGCUAUCAGCUUGGCCACGCCACCGCCUGAAGAGGAGUUCUCUGAUGAUGGCUCCCCGAACUUCAGCACCAGUCUCCCGCUUACCGAGGGCGAAGAGGACCCGGACGUGAAGCGGAAAAUGCAGGAGCUUCAACGCGUGGUCGAGGCCAAGAAGGCCCGGAAGUGCAAGCCUCUACUUCCAGCUGGUCCGCCCCCAGCGGACAUUUGCAACCUCGGCUGGCAGUGCCCGACGCCGCACACGGUCUUUUUCCAGACCAACCGGCCCAGCCUCGAGAACCUGUACCCGCGACACCACCACCGGCCGGACCACGAGUGCCCCAUCGGCGCGGCGCACAGCGUCCACUGCGUCUUCCGGUUCCUGCCGGGCAAGGACGUCGCGGACAAGCGGCUGUGCAUCAUCCCGGCGACGGUCAAGCACCACUGCUGCGAGACGAACGCGCGGCCCGUCAACAAGACGUUCCGCCGCCGGCCCGACAUGAUCGACGGCGGGCGCGGCAGCGUCCAGGUCACGGGCGGCAGGGGCACCAUCAGCAUGGUGUCCGGGCGGGACGAGCUCGUGCACUGCGGCGUCCCCGUCGAGGUCCGGUCCAUGCCGUUCGUGGCCGAGCGCGACCUCGACGAGCUGGGCCGCCGGCUGUACGGGUACGAGGGGAAGCUGAGGGUUGUCGAGUGCGAGAGCGAGGUCGGGCACGCUCGGGAUGGGAGUGAUUCGCCCGAUGACCGCGCCGGCGACGGCGGAGGCGAAGACGGGGCCAGGACAUGUCGGCUUCGGGCCGUCCCGGGGCUCUCGCGUGAACACCAGCAGAUCCACGAGGGCCGGUCGUGCGUGCUGGAUGGCCCGUCUCUUGGGCCGUGCCUUGCCCGGCCGUCGCUCCCACCUGCUCCCGGGUCGGCAGCUUGCCGCCCGAUUCUCUUGAGGGAGCAAGAAGAAGAUGUCUUUGGGGAUAGGCAUUUCUAUGGCGACGACGACUAUGAUGAGGAAAUGGAGAUGGAUGACGGCUGA